AUGGGACCAGGUCUGAGGAAUAGGGUGGAUGAGAGACCGCUGCUCAUCCUUGCCCUCACGUUGGCUGCGAUUUUCCGAAACGACAUGCAGGCGCGCGUUUUCGUGGAGGACGUGAACUGUGGCACAUCUGGUUUUUUCUCGCUGCGUCGACUAACUCGCAAACUUGCUGCAUGUACAUUUUGGCGUCGACUGCCCAUGGCUACCGAGGCGGCUGAAAGCCUCGGAGGACCCAGUAGCCACGCUGACCAUAGCUGUCAUAAAGGAUUCACCUUCGGCUAG
Messenger RNA from Necator americanus (New World hookworm), 279 nucleotides. RefSeq lists its product as uncharacterized. NCBI's taxonomy places the organism in Eukaryota, Metazoa, Nematoda, Chromadorea, Rhabditida, Ancylostomatidae. The coding region runs from base 1 to 279 and encodes 92 amino acids. The record is from RefSeq and is a predicted model, not a curated record. The transcript has a single exon.